AUGGCUUUGCAUUUGCUCUCAAACAUCUUGAGCUGCUUUUCAGAAGCUCCUCAAACGCAAAGCAAACGUUACAUAUGCGAUGGUGAUGUUUGUGUUCUCAGAAAUCAGAAGCAGUUGCGUGGGACAAAAUCAACGAAGAACAAGCGCAGGCACAGCCUCAUGAGGAUUUCCUUCGCCCGUCUUUCGAUGAAAAGGUCUCAGAGUUUUUCGGCACAACAACACAAGCUAUAA
Molecule: messenger RNA, 231 nt
Organism: Prunus armeniaca (apricot)
Lineage: Eukaryota; Viridiplantae; Streptophyta; Magnoliopsida; Rosales; Rosaceae
Source: the annotation of a GenBank genome assembly